AUGAUCGUUGAGAAGACGACCGAACCACAACAACCUCCUCCUAUACCUGCCCCAGGACAACGUCCAGAACCUGCUCCAGGACAACGUCCAGAACCUGCUCCAGUCAGUCCAGCUCUUGGUCCCAUCGCUGGCCCAGCCGCCGGACCCUCGCCUAUGCCAGAGCCUAGUGCUUCCAUGGCCUCGGCUGAAGACGAGGAUGCCUCUGCUCCGCCAUCGCCCUACACAGCCAACCGUCUUAUACUUCGGGACCUCACCAUGCCGCCCGUGCCAAACUUUCAAAUACCACCCUCACCCCCAGGCUCGCCGCCCCCAGAGACAACAACCAAAUUUGCAAGAUUUCUCGACCUGAAGAAGAAGGGAACCCAUUUCAAUGAACGCCUGUACCACUCGUCGGCGUUGCGCAAUCCUGGUCUCUUGCCCAAACUACUCGACUUUGCUGGCAUCGGUCAGGAAGAUCAGUAUGCCACUCCAUGGUCGCAGGGAGCAGUUGCGACAAAAUUUCCGGAUUGGGCGUACGGCGACAAGUUGGUCACCGCCCACGAGAAGAUUGCAAAGAAGAAGGAACAGGAGAAGGCCAAGAACCCAAGAGAGACAGUGGAUUUCGUGCCAGCAAAACAAGAAGCGGCGAUAUCGACGGCCGGACGAGUGGAGAGGAGAACACAGGGCAGAAGAGGACUAGGCUUCGACAAUGAAAGAAGGCGAUCUCGUUUGCCCAGAUGA
Aureobasidium uvarum is the source of this 720-nucleotide messenger RNA. NCBI's taxonomy places the organism in Eukaryota, Fungi, Ascomycota, Dothideomycetes, Dothideales, Saccotheciaceae. The record is from the annotation of a GenBank genome assembly.